UUAUACUCGCGUGUCGUAACUUCAGUGAGCGAAAGCAAAGUAGGAUGUUGGCAGCUGCGUCUUGGCGGCAAGCUCUGCAAGCUCUGCGGGAGACGGAUAACUUACACCCCUGGCAGCUACGAGAGACCCAGAUGGGCCCCUAUCUUGCUCUGGAGGCGGUGCCCUUGGAAAAGCCACCCAGCGGCACACACGGAGCCGCUGCCGCCCCGGCGCUGCUCGACUACCACAUCUGCUACAGCCACUCCUACCAGGUGCCCGUCAUGCACCUCCGAGCCGUGUCGCUGGACACGGGCCUGCCGCUGGCACCGGACGCGGUGGCAGCGCUGUUCCCCAGCUGGCCUCAGCGGCCGGAGCAGCUGGUGGGCUUCGUGGGCCUGCAGGAGCACCCGCUGCUGCCGGGCCCGUGCUGGCUAGCGCUGCACCCCUGCAACACCGGGGUGGCGCUGGCGCUGGCGCUAGAGCUGGGUGGCGCGGCGCUCGUAGCAGCAGCAGCAGCUGAGGAUGGCGCGGAGGAGGAGGCUGCUGCCGCGGCCGUGGCAGCGGUUGCAGGAGCGGCAGCUGUAGAGGCUACCGCCGUGGAGCAGUGCUCGGGUGGUGCAGCAGCUGGUGCAAUGGCAACAAAGUCCGGAGCAGUACGGACGGGAGCGGGCCCGGGGGCUGCAGGCGGACGUCGAGUGGCCGUAGAGGGCGGUGGCGCGGGGGGCGGCGGUGCUGGCGCGGGGGAUGGCGGCGGGUGCAGAGGCGAGCAGGGCAAUGAGGAGACGGCCAUCCCUGAUGUGGAUGACUUGCUGACGGCGAUGGCCGUGGCGCAGUCACAGGCCGGGGCGGCACAACCGCUGCAAGCGACCCGAGCGCAGGUUGCCGAAGGUGGCAUGGGGCAGUCUGGUGUAGCAGGACGGAGCCGCGGUGGCAUCAGCGCUGGCGCAGAUGGUGAGGCAGGCGGUGGCACGGCACGGGAUUGGGCAGUGGUGGGGCCGGCCGGCGUGCGGUGGCCGGGCGGCGAGGUGCCUGUGUGUCCGGGAGAGCCAGCUUGGUUGGCACGAUACAUGCGGGCUUGGCUGGCCCUGGUGGCUCCGCACGUGGGGCUGCGAGCGGGGCCGUAGCGCGAGCGUGAGGCGGUCGAGCAAGCAAGGGGUGACCUGACCGCAGGAGCUGCUGAAUUGUGAGUCCCGCCAGUUCCCGCCGCAUGUAAUAGAACCCGCUU
Molecule: messenger RNA, 1204 nt
Organism: Chlamydomonas reinhardtii
Lineage: Eukaryota; Viridiplantae; Chlorophyta; Chlorophyceae; Chlamydomonadales; Chlamydomonadaceae
Exons: 5
Coding region: 261-1103 (280 amino acids)
Biological process (GO): macroautophagy; protein lipidation; protein modification by small protein conjugation
Cellular component (GO): intracellular anatomical structure
Molecular function (GO): Atg12 transferase activity
Source: RefSeq, a predicted model, not a curated record